AUGAUUGAAAGUCUCCUCGAGGGCAUGACGCCUGGGAAGGCCACUUUGUGGUUCCUGGGACUAUUCACUUUCUUUUGUGUUUUCCGCAAAAUUCAAGCCUCCGCCCAGAUCGCGCGUCUUGGUGCUAGAGCUCCCAAGAUACCAUUCAGACUACCCUACGCUCUCGAUUUCGUUUACGAUGGCCACAAAGCUAAUCUGGCGAACGACGACAUUGCAUUUUGGAAAAGUAGAAUCGCCACCGCUGGAGGCUUGUCGAACGCCAAGACAGCCGAGCUGGAUGCUGGGAUUUCUACUCGUUUGGUCUUGACUAUAGACCCAGAGAAUACGAAGGCCCUGCUGACGGGGCAGUUUGCGGAUUUUGGAAAAGGGGAGCCAUUCCACCGUGAUUGGAAAGAGUUCUUGGGCGACAGCAUCUUUGCUACGGACGGAGAAUUAUGGUCGCGCUCUCGUCAGCUCAUCCGUCCGAUGUUUGCCCGGGAUCGAAUUGUCGACACCGAAAUUUUCGAGAAACAUGUGCAAAAGCUUAUCCCGCUUCUUGGAGGGAGCCAUUCGCCUCAUGCUAGCCGAGUUGUGGAUGUUGGAUCCCUCUUCUUCCGCUAUACCCUUGAUGCAGCAACCGAUUAUCUAUUGGGGCAGGGCACAGAUAGCCUGGAAAACCCAGCAACUCGCUUUGCGGAAGCGUUUCGAUAUGUGCAACAACGACAAGCCGAGCUAUUCCGAUUUGGUGUCUUCAGCCCUUUCAUGUCACGCAAGGAGUUCCGAGCGAACCUCAAGGUCAUGGAUCAAUUCAUCCAGCCCUACAUUGAGACAGUUUUAUCUCUGUCCACUGCAGAACUAGACCAGAAGCUUUCAAAGCGUGAAACCUUCCUGGAUGCCCUAGCUCGUUUUACGCGUGAUCCUCAGGUCCUGCGUGACCAGCUCGUGGCCGUGCUACUUGCUGGCCGAGACACCACAGCCGGAACCUUGUCUUUUUGUCUCUUUGAGCUAUCACGACAUCCCGAAGUUGUCGCCAAGCUGCGUGAGGAGAUUCGUGAUCGCCUGGGCGUUGGCGCCGAUGGCCAGAAGCCCAGCUAUGCCGAUCUCAAGGAGAUGAAGUAUCUCAGCGCCGUCCUCAAUGAAACCAUGCGCCUGUACCCUGUGGUUCCAUUCAAUGUUCGCUACUCGCUACGCGACACUACCCUCCCCCGCGGUGGUGGACCAGACGGUCUCGCCCCCGUGGGUGUGCGCGCUAACACUCGGGUCAUCUACUCUACUAUGCUGAUGCAGCGGGAUCCUGAUCUAUAUGAUGGCCCUGAGAGCAAGAACUACUUCGAUCCUGGCCUUUGGAUUCCCGAGCGCUGGGUUGAGGGGUGGCAGCCGCGUCCAUGGCACUUCAUUCCAUUCAAUGGAGGUCCUCGUAUCUGUAUUGGUCAGCAAUUCGCUACUAUUGAGAUGGGGUACACAGUCAUCCGUAUUCUACAGGCUUAUGAGCGUAUUGUCGCUCUUCCGGUCAGUGGAAAGAAUCGCGUCGAGGACCCCGUAUUGAGAUGUGAGGUGACAUUGAGCCCUGGUGCGGAGUUUAAUUGUGUAUUCGUCAAGGAGGGUGAGGACUAUGCACGCUCCAGAGAGAGCGCUUCUGCAUAG
Penicillium longicatenatum is the source of this 1623-nucleotide messenger RNA. RefSeq names its product cytochrome P450. Lineage: Eukaryota; Fungi; Ascomycota; Eurotiomycetes; Eurotiales; Aspergillaceae. The transcript is spliced from 3 exons. Bases 1 to 1623 code for a protein of 540 amino acids. The record is from RefSeq and is a predicted model, not a curated record. Gene Ontology annotation, molecular function: monooxygenase activity; oxidoreductase activity, acting on paired donors, with incorporation or reduction of molecular oxygen; heme binding.